AUGGCGAAGGCGAUCUAUCUUCUAUUCGCCGCCGCGCUAAUUGCUCUAAUAGUCCUCUCUCCAUCAAGCCCACGCCACCAUGGCCAUCACCGCCGCCUUGGCUUCAGCGGCCACGUCCCGAUUUUCGACCCUCUUGUUUCCAAGAUGGAAAGGUACGUGGAGGAGAAUGCAUUACAAGACCAAAACCAUACUAUAGAUACAGAACACGAUUUGGUCAUUGCCAAUGAUGUUGAGGAAGCACAACAAUAUCUCAGCGAGACCGGAAACUUGAAUAUAACCAUGAGGUUGGUCGGUAUCUUUCCAUCGUUGGAUGUGGAACCCAAAGAUGGAUUCGUUAGCUACGAUGAGCUUAAGCAUUGGAUUGUGGCACAAGCCGUGGAGAGAAUGAUUUACAGGACACGGAAAGUAAUGGCAGAAAAUGAUAGAGAUGGAGAUAGAGCCAUUUCUUUCAGGGAGUAUCUGCCACAGUUUUCCACUGAGGAUAUUGAUAGAAAUGAAAUGGGGCAUGAAGAAGCUGGAUGGUGGAAGCAGCAAUUUGACAAUGCUGAUGCUGAUAGGAAUGGUUUACUUACCUUCAAUGAACUUAAAGAUUUUUUGCACCCAGAAGACAGUUCAAAUGAUCGAAUUCAUAAAUGGCUGUUGACAGAAAAGAUGCAAAGGAUGGACCAUGAUCAUGAUGGCAAGCUGAACUUCGUGGAGUUUUUGGACAAUGCUUAUGAUGUCUUCAAGAAUUAUGUUGAAUUUGAAACAGGCAGAUCCGGAGUACCCAUAGCAGAAGAGAAAUUUGCAGAGCUUGAUGUGAACAAGGACAAAUUCUUGGAAGCUGAAGAACUGAGACCGAUACUACAUUAUCUUAGCCCGGGAGAACUAACCUAUGCUACCUAUUUCACAAGUUUUCUAAUUCAUGAGGCUGAUGAUAACAAAGAUGGAAAGCUAACGUUGCAAGAGAUGCUGCAACACGAAGAUGUUUUCUACAACACAGUCUAUGAGAGCAGCAGUGAUGAUGAUAGCCAUGAUGAUCACGACGAAUUCUAA
Messenger RNA from Argentina anserina (silverweed cinquefoil), 1035 nucleotides. RefSeq lists its product as uncharacterized. The record is from RefSeq and is a predicted model, not a curated record. The transcript is spliced from 6 exons. Gene Ontology annotation, molecular function: calcium ion binding. The coding region runs from base 1 to 1035 and encodes 344 amino acids. Gene Ontology annotation, cellular component: endoplasmic reticulum. Lineage: Eukaryota; Viridiplantae; Streptophyta; Magnoliopsida; Rosales; Rosaceae.